UGAUUCCUAUUGGGCUGGCACAGUGGCACACCACCUCACCUCUGCAGCUAUCGUCCAGUUUUAUAGCAAGCCGAUAUGGUCGGGGUUUGGUGGCUGGUUGGUUAACUAAGGAAAUAUGUUUCAACUUGAGUAGCUAAUUAGCUAGAUAAUAUACUCACACCUCGGGGUAAUCGCCUAGAAAGUAGUCCAAACGUUGACGCGACAGCCAGUGCAUGCUAAACAAUAGGGUAUUUAACGGGUUAGCACGAUUUAGCUAAUGUUUCUUUACGCCUAGUGAGCUAGCUAACAGUAGCUAAGCCUCUUUCCAGAGACGGUGCAUUGAUGUUUAUUGUAGCUAACUAGCUACGACAGUGCGUCACCAUUCAAGAUGGACACCGCAGAGGAAGCGGACAUAUGCAGAGUGUGUCGUUCAGAGGGAACUCCGGAUAAGCCCCUCUAUCACCCCUGUGUCUGCACUGGCAGUAUAAAAUUCAUCCACCAAGAAUGCUUGGUUCAGUGGCUGAAGCACAGUAGGAAAGAAUACUGUGAAUUAUGCAAGCACAGGUUUGCGUUCACGCCAAUCUACUCUCCAGACAUGCCUUCGCGGCUCCCGGUCCAGGACAUUUUCGCAGGGCUGGUGACCAGCAUCGGCACGGCCAUCCGAUACUGGUUUCACUACACGCUGGUGGCCUUCGCCUGGCUGGGAGUGGUUCCUCUCACUGCCUGUCGCAUCUAUAAGUGUCUGUUUACUGGCUCCGUGAGCUCUCUCCUAACUCUGCCACUGGACAUGCUGUCUACAGAGAACCUGCUGGCGGACUGCCUGCAGGGCUGUUUCGUGGUCACCUGCACCCUGUGCGCUUUCAUCAGCCUGGUGUGGCUGCGGGAGCAGAUCGUCCACGGCGGCGCCCCCCUGUGGCUGGAGCAGAACCCGCAGCAGCCCGCCAACGCCGCUGGCCAGCCCAACGAGGUCCCCGGUGCUGGGGUCGGGGACGGGGAGCAGCAGCCGGCCCCGCCUCCCGCCGACCCCCCGGCGGAGAACGCGGCGGCCGAGGCCCCCGACCUCCCACCGGACCCCGCCGACGACGUGGAGGCGGACAACGAGGAAGAGGAAGAUGCCGCCGCCGAAGACGCUGCGGAGGAGAACAAUGGUGGUCAAGAUGACAUGAACUGGAAUGCACUGGAAUGGGAUCGCGCUGCAGAGGAGCUCACCUGGGAGAGGAUGCUUGGACUCGAUGGCUCCUUGGUGUUCCUGGAGCACGUGUUCUGGGUGGUCUCGCUGAAUACACUCUUUAUUCUGGUGUUCGCUUUCUGUCCCUAUCAUAUUGGACACUUCUCUGUAGUGGGCCUUGGCUUUGAAGAAUAUGUCCUAGCCUCACAUUUUGAGGGCCUGAUCACGACCAUUGUGGGCUACAUCCUCUUAGCCCUCACACUCAUCUUGUGUCACGGCUUGGCCGCAUUGCUGAGGUUCCAGAGGUCCCGCCGGUUAUUAGGAGUCUGCUACAUUGUUGUGAAGGUUUCCUUACUGGUUGUCGUAGAGAUAGGAGUCUUCCCCCUCAUCUGUGGCUGGUGGCUUGACAUAUGCUCCCUGGAGAUGUUCGACGCCUCUCUGAAAGACAGAGAGCUUAGCUUCCAGUCGGCGCCGGGCACUACCAUGUUCCUGCACUGGCUCGUGGGAAUGGUCUAUGUCUUCUACUUCGCUUCCUUUAUACUCCUGCUUCGGGAGGUCCUCAGACCCGGAGUGCUGUGGUUUCUAAGAAACCUGAACGAUCCCGAUUUUAAUCCAGUCCAGGAAAUGAUCCACCUGCCAAUAUACAGACACUUGAGACGAUUCAUUUUGUCAGUGGUGGUUUUUGGGUCUAUUGUGCUUCUGAUGCUGUGGCUUCCCAUUAGAAUAAUCAAGCUGAUUUUGCCCAGCUUCCUUCCUUACAACGUCAUGCUGUACAGCGACGCUCCAGUGAGCGAGCUGUCCCUGGAGCUGCUGCUGCUGCAGGUGGUGCUGCCGGCCCUCCUGGAGCAGGGGCACACACGCCAGUGGCUGAAGGGCCUGGUGCGGGCCUGGACCGUGUCUGCUGGCUACCUGCUAGAUCUGCACUCCUACCUUCUGGGAGACCAGGAGGAGGGGGACAACAAUGGCAAUCAGGCAGCCAAUAACAACGCCCAGGCCCGCAACAACAACAACGCCCUCCCUGUGGCGGGGGAGGGGCUUCACGCUGCCCAUCAGGCCAUCCUGCAGCAAGGCGGGCCAGUGGGCUUCCAGCCCUACCACCGGCCAAUGAGGUUCCCUUUUCGGAUCAUGCUGCUGAUAGUGUUCAUGUGCGUGACCCUGCUGGUGGCCAGCCUGGUGUGCCUGACCUUGCCGGUGUUCUCUGGCCGCUGGCUGAUGUCCUUCUGGACGGGCAGCGCUAAGAUCCACGAGCUGUACACAGCGGCGUGUGGGCUGUACAUGUGCUGGCUGUCCAUCCGCGCCAUCACCGUGCUGCUGGCCUGGAUGCCGCAGGGCCGCCGGGUCAUCCUGCUCAAGGUCCAGGAGUGGACGCUCAUGGUUCCUGUCCCUGUUCCGGGGAAUUUCCUGUUAUUGUGGAUCGUGAAGACGCUGAUCGUGGCGGUGAUGCUGGCCGGUCUGAUCCCGCUCCUUCUGGGCCUGCUCUUUGACCUGGUCAUAGUGGCUCCUCUGCGGGUCCCCCUGGACCAGACACCCCUCUUUUACCCCUGGCAGGACUGGGCUCUGGGAGUUCUCCACGCCAAAAUAAUCGCUGCCAUCACCCUCAUGGGCCCUCAGUGGUGGCUGAAGACCGUCAUUGAGCAGGUGUACGCCAACGGGAUCCGCAACAUCGACCUGCAUUUCAUAAUCCGCAAGCUGGCGGCCCCGGUGAUGGCCGUGCUGCUGCUGUCCCUCUGCGUGCCCUAUGUCAUCGCCGCAGGCAUCGUGCCCCUCAUGGGCGUUACCAUGGAGAUGCAGAACCUGGUGCAGCGGCGGAUCUACCCCUUCCUCCUGAUGGUGGUGGUGCUCAUGGGAAUCCUCUCCUUCCAGCUCCGACAGUUCAAGCGCCUCUACGAGCACAUCAAGAACGACAAGUACCUGGUCGGGCAGAGACUUGUGAACUACGAGCGCAAGACGGGCAAAUCCAGCCCCGCACCCCCGCCCAGCUCCCCUUGAGCGAAGUGCCCGCUUCUCCUCCGGGGAUCACUCCCUGGCUGGCCCCAUCCCACACCCAAACUCGCUGCCCCUUCCUCUCUGUGGCCCUCCCUUCACCCUGCUUUAAACAAUGCCCCCCACAGGUGUACAUGUGUAAAUAUGCGAAACUGAAAUUACACUUAAAAAAAACAAACAAAAAAAACUUUGAUUAAAAGAAUGUGAAUUGUAUAUCUUUAAAAUGGAAGAAAAUGUAAAUUAAUUUAUUAAAUUUAGUUGGCACUUUACCAGGGGGAGUCCUGUCUUUUUGCCGAGGGAGACCCUGACACUGAUUGGGUGCAUCCUCAGGGUAAAGUGUCAGCAGUGAAGAGCA
Anguilla anguilla (European eel) is the source of this 3485-nucleotide messenger RNA. RefSeq names its product E3 ubiquitin-protein ligase MARCHF6-like. The record is from RefSeq and is a predicted model, not a curated record. The transcript has 27 exons. Gene Ontology annotation, cellular component: endoplasmic reticulum membrane. NCBI's taxonomy places the organism in Eukaryota, Metazoa, Chordata, Actinopteri, Anguilliformes, Anguillidae. The coding region runs from base 368 to 3136 and encodes 922 amino acids. Gene Ontology annotation, molecular function: zinc ion binding.